AGAUCUGUGGCUCAAAUGGCGGAGGGGACUGAUCACGAGCAGGCGCUGAAGCGGUACGUGGCGAAGGUGCAGGAGCACCGCGAAUUCGAAUCCCGAGUGAAAAAGCUACGGGACACCGUGAAGAAGAACUCCGUCGACUACGACAAGUCCGAGGACCACCUCAAGGCUUUGCAAAGCGUGGGGCAAAUCAUUGGUGAGGUACUGAGACAGCUCGAUGCCGAGCGCUUCAUCGUGAAAGCCUCCAGCGGCCCACGCUACGUGGUGACCUGCAAGGUGAAGCUCGACAAGUCGAAGCUCGUCUCCGGCAGCCGCGUCUCCCUUGACAUGACGACGCUGACCAUCAUGCGACUUCUUCCAAGAGAGGUGGACCCCAUGGUCUUCAGCAUGCUUCAUGAGGACCCAGGGAAGAUUUCGUACGGUGACGUCGGCGGGCUCACAGAACAGAUCAGGCAGAUGAGAGAGGUCAUUGAGCUGCCUUUGACGAAUCCAGAACUCUUCAAGCGAGUCGGUAUCAAAUCUCCGAAGGGGGUGCUCCUCUAUGGGCCCCCUGGCACCGGCAAAACUUUGCUGGCGCGCGCCAUGGCCCACAACAUGAUUGCCAGCUUCAUCAAGG
Effrenium voratum is the source of this 613-nucleotide messenger RNA. NCBI's taxonomy places the organism in Eukaryota, Dinophyceae, Suessiales, Symbiodiniaceae. The record is from the annotation of a GenBank genome assembly.